Molecule: messenger RNA, 1067 nt
Organism: Syzygium oleosum
Lineage: Eukaryota; Viridiplantae; Streptophyta; Magnoliopsida; Myrtales; Myrtaceae
Product: 26.5 kDa heat shock protein, mitochondrial
Exons: 2
Coding region: 143-850 (235 amino acids)
Biological process (GO): response to heat
Source: RefSeq, a predicted model, not a curated record
GAAACUUCCUCAACAGUCUCGAAACACGCACUCUGUUGAGCUCCUCCUCUCUAUAACCCUUGACGCUCUCCAACUCCUCCUCGUCAACACACGAACAGCUCAGUCUUUACCUGAAGCAAACAUACUGGGAGGAUCCAAAGCCAUGGCGCUGGCUCGUUUGGCCCUCAAGAACAUGCAGCAGAGGCUGGGUUCGGCUUCCUCUGCCCCUUCUCUAUGCAGGGCAAACCAGAUUAGACAUGGGUGGAACAGCAGUGACGAGGCGAUGGUGAUGAAUAGGAGGUUCCUGUCAACAGCGACCGAGAAGGCUUCCGAUGACAAGGAAGUCGCGGUGAGCGAGAAAGGUGACGGCAGGAAGUCCAGGCUCUUCCCCAGGAGGAACCGCAGGAGGAGCCUCUGGAGGAGGAACGAUGAUGCUGACUUCGUCCCUGCUCUUUAUGAGUUCUUUCCUUCAGGGCUCGGCAACGCGCUGAUGCAAGCGACGGAGAACAUAAACAGGCUGUUCGAUAACAUGCACAUAUCGCCAGGGCAACUCAUGGGCCGAGUCAAAGAGAAGGACGACCACUACAAGCUGAGGUACGAGGUCCCGGGGCUGACCAAGGACGACGUGAAGAUCACCGUCCACGACGGGAUCUUGAUGAUCAAGGGCGAGCACAAGAGAGAGGAAGAGGAAGGGUCGGAUGGCGAGUACUGGUCUGCAGAGACGUAUGGGUAUUACAACACGAGCCUAACCCUGCCUGAGGAUGCUAAAGCGGAUGAGAUCAAGGCUGAGUUGAAGGAUGGUGUGCUCACCAUUGUCAUUCCCAGGACUGAGAGGCCCAAGAAGGAUGCUAAGGAAGUGAAAGUCCAAUGAGUGUCCUUUGUUUAUAUGAGUGUGUGAAGCAGGUUCUUAGUGACGUUGUUUGUUUGGUAGACUGAGAAAUCGCUCUUAGGUUUGGCUUCAGCCUUGGUAGUUUUGGCCCUCCUCUCGUUGAUGAGUAGCUUGUUAAUAAAGUUUGUCAGGGUGUGGCAUUGACAGUAUUCAUGUACUAAGAUGAAUCUCUUAAAUUAAAGAACUUUAAACAUAUAAA